GUCGAAUUAGCAGAGGUCCCAAUUCCUGUGUCCCCACCCCCCUAAGAGGCAGUCUCUGCCUCCACCCUUCUGGGGCAGGAAAGGACGCCUUUUGCACUUCUGUAAAGGGAAGGGGGGUAAGAACUCUACCUUCACACUGGGAGGACCAGCCCGGGCAUACCUGUAGCUCCUGAGGUCCCAUUGGGUUCGAGGACAAGUGUCACCUUUUUGGAGCAAAAGAUGUGUUGGAACACGCUGCUGCUUCUGCUGUUGUGUUAUGAUGCUCAGGCGGCGGUGUCCCACAGGUGGAGCAGGGCCACGCUCUUCCCUGCUGCGCAUCGGCCAAAGAGAUCCUCAUCCAUGCCCCUGAAUCCCGUCCUGCAGAGCUCCCUGGAGGAAGUAGAACUGCUCUACGAGUUCCUGCUAGCUGAACUUGACAUCAGCCCUGACCUGAAGAUCUCCAUCAAGGACGAGGAGCUCUCCUCGUUGAGGAAAGCCUCCGACUUCCGCACCAUCUGCAAUGACGUGAUCCCCAAGCGCAUCCCGGACAUCCGCCGGCUGAGCGCCAGCCUCUCCAGCCACCCUGGCAUCCUCAAGAAAGAGGACUUUGAAAGGACAGCGCUGACCCUGGCCUACACGGCCUACCGCGCCGCCCUGUCCCAAGGGCAUCAGAAGGACAUCUGGGCCCAAUCCCUCCUUAGCCUCUUCCAGGCCCUGAGGCAUGAUUUGAUGCGGUCCUCAGGCCCCAGAGUGUCUCCCUGAGAGCCCGGCCCACGGCCACGGAGCAGGGACCAGCACACGCGGUAAUCCAAACACUCUUCAUUCUCUACUCCAUUUACAGAGCCCUGCAACAAAGCACAUGCCACCAACUCAGAGUAGCAGAGAUAAAAUAAGUAACCCCAUGUCCUCUGCCCCUCGUAGUUCCCUGACAAGCACAUCUAAUUCUGUCACGGUGUGACCAGGGCUGCAAGAAAGGGCUAGCGUGGUCAUUCAAGAUGCCUCCAAAGGCCACCUGAUUUGCCUGGUGACGUGCUGCAUCACCGAGUGACCGCCAUAAACACCCGAGGGCGAAGACAGAGCUAGAGGAGACGGCGCAGAGGUUUGGGCAUUGCGGGAAGAUGGGGGGACAGAGAUCAGGGCGUGAGGCCGAAUGAACAUCAUUCCAAAGGUUCCACAUAGUUAAGAUACUUAAAACGAAAAGCUGGAGCUAUAGCAAAUAAACACUUUGUUAGCCAAAGAUCCACGUGUCAACUUUUCCAAAAGUUACCAAGAAGCAUCAGCCAGAAAAUCAGUAAUGUUAUGGCCUCUCUGUCUUGUCUCUGCUUCUCCGAAAGCGGAUCUAAUACAGAGGAGAAACACGAUGGGGGCCCACAGAGAGGCUGCAAACUGUCUGACCUCGUCUUCUGAACAGAGAAAGCACGCUGAUGCAGAGAGGAUCAUCCUAGGAAGAGCUCCAAAACUGAGAGCUCCAAAUACAAAUGAUUUUUUUUUUAAUUUUUUUUUCAAUGUUUAUUUAUUUUUGGGACAGAGAGAGACAGAGCAUGAACGGGGGAGGGGCAGAGAGAGAGGGAGACACAGAAUCGGAAGC
This is a messenger RNA of Prionailurus viverrinus (fishing cat), 1567 nucleotides long. It is a transcript of the gene FAM180A, whose product is annotated as family with sequence similarity 180 member A. The record is from RefSeq and is a predicted model, not a curated record. The transcript is spliced from 3 exons. NCBI's taxonomy places the organism in Eukaryota, Metazoa, Chordata, Mammalia, Carnivora, Felidae. Bases 220 to 741 code for a protein of 173 amino acids.